AUGAAGUUUGUCACCAAGGGACGCUCGCAUCUCGCGAGCCGCGCCAAGACGUUCACCAGCAACGUCUUCUCUUUUGCCAGGAACGCCUACGAGCGUUUGAAGGCCAAGCCGACGCCCUCGGGCCGCCGCAAGAAGGCCGCCCGAGCUUCUCUCCAAGCUCAGCAUUACGGCGUCGAAAUGGAUGUCGACGUCGACGACGAGUCCAUUUAUUCCUCCGAGAUGGACAUCGACACCGACACCAACACCGAAAUUUCCUCCGUUUUCUCGACACCGCCAUCCUCUUCUUCCACCAUCUACUCGACUCCCCAGAGCUCGAGCCCCUCCUUCUCCGUGGCUCAGAGUUUCGCUGACACCCCUUGCCCCGUCCGCAACGUUUUGGCCCCACUGCCUCAAGGCUUGGGUGAUGAGAUGGAAGGUGUCAUUAUCACUCCAUCCAAGCAAACGGCCACGAGCCAAGCUGCCGCCUCUCAGGCCCCCAAGAGGAACGGUGUUGUGUCAUUCAACAUGCAGCCUGCUGCAAUUCAGCCUGCCACUGCCGAGCCUGCCUCGUCUCAGAGCCCCAAGAGUACCGGUCUCUCGAUGUUCCACGUGAAGCCCGCUGCUGUACAGCAUACUACUGCGCAACUUCCUGCGUCCGAGGCCCCUAAGAAGAACGGGGUCCUGGCCUUCAGCAUGCAGCCCGCCACCCUGCCGCCUACGGCCGCUCAGCCUGCUCAGCAGCCUGCUCAGCAGCCUUCUCAGCAGUCCCCAACUCCUCAUGCUCCCACGACUCAGCCUCCCAAGAGGAACGGUGUUGUGUCUUUCCAUAUGCAGCCAGCUGCCCAGCCCACCUCUACUCAGACUGCUACGACUCAGCCUCCCAAGCAAAAUGGUGUUGUGUCAUUCACUAUGCAGCCCGCGCUUGCCCAGUCUACACCUCCUCAGCAGCAUCAAGCUCAGCCUGCACUCGCUCAAGUGCCUGAUGUCCAGACCACGUGGACCCAGAGCGCCACUCAACAGCUCCCUACAGCUCAGGGCCACGCGGGUCAAGCGACGGCACCUCAUCCGCCAGCUGUUCCUGUCGUCAAAGACACUCCAGCUUCCGCCGAUACUUGGCUGACCAAUGAUCCCGCGGAAGUCUUCAAGGAAACGUGGGCGAGCAUGGCUUCGAAGAUGCUAGAUCUCCGAGCGUUCGAAUUUGCCUCUCGUCGAUUCAAGGCGCUAGACACAGCGAACGCCUCAGACGUCGCUCAGCUUUCUUCAAGCAACGAGGAACAGCAAGUCCCCAACGCUCAAUCGACUUCGUCUAUUCCACCUCUGGAUUCUCAACCCGCAGGUUCUGAUGCCCCAGCCGCCGCGGACCUCGUCCAAGGAUUUACUUACGAUGAUUACAUGCAGAUUGUAUUGGACAAGUUGGCUUCUUUCCAUAUUUCAGAGCCGAAAACUUGCAACGGGUCAAAUCCAAGUCUUUUCGGCCCUUUCAUGGACAGGGACAAGGAGGACAAUUUCGAAGCACAGCUUACCGUGGCUGCGAACACGCAGCUGCCAGGUGGUGACCAUGAUGGCGAUCUGGUUGAGAUCAAGCCCAUCCAGGUAACCCAGAAGGCAGCCGGUAAACUUCCCACCACUGAGCUCAAUACUGCUGCUUUUGUGGCUCCAGAGGCUGAUGCCCAGGACAAAGCCUUGCUGGCGCAGCUGGCCAUCGCGGCUAAUACACAACUGCCAGGCGGCGAUAGCGAUGACGAUCUGAACGAAAUCAGGGCAGACCAGGGUGCCCAGAACACUGCUGUCACACAAAGUGUCGAUAGGUUUGGCCCUGCCGAGGUCAACAAUGUUGCUUCUGUCGUACCAGACUCUGCUGACCAAGAGCAGCGCGCUGGGGUGGUGGCUUCCCAGGAGAAGUCUGCUGAGACUCAAUCCGUCAAUCAGACUGAUGUCUCAGUCCCCAGCACGCAACCAAUUGCCAUGGUCACGAGUGGUUCCAUCCAGAGCCACGAUUCAAGCGAGGCCAUGGGAACGGAGGGGGCGCAGCCCUCAGAGAUGAGCAAGAGUGCCACUGGACAGGGCCAGUUCGACUUCCAGGUCCAAUCAUUCCAAUUCGGCCAUGCGGCGCCAUAUCUCUUUUCCCAGGUCAACAAUCCCCUUGUCAAUGCACCCAUUUUCGAACCCAGCACGGCGAAGGAGGCUCAGGCUCCCUCAGCCCACAAAACUCCGACCAUUGAGUUGUCGAAGGAGCAGGAGUACGAGGUUGGCAGCGAUCAAGAUCCGAAUGUCGACCUGGAAUACGACUUCAAGAGAGCUUUCAGACCCCGCAAGUUUACCGCGCUUGUUGGUGCGUCUCCUGGUCCAGCUGCUCCGGCCGAUGCCACUGCAGCCACUGAUGCUCCACAGGAGCAAAAGGACAAGGGUAGCAGUGACGAAGACUUGAAUGUCGAUCGGGACUAUGACUUGAAGAAAGCUUUCAGACCACACAAAUUCUUCGCUCGUGUUGCUGCGUCCCCUGGUCCGGCCCGUUUGCUGGCCCCACCGGUCACUGGUGGCUUCGAUAUUUCUGCUUCCACUUCUCAAACUGAGUUUGUCGGCCAAAAGAGAAAGAGAGACGAAGAAAGCGACUUCGAACACGAUGCAGACGACGCCCACAACAACAAGACAAAGCUUUACGGGACGCGGCCCGAGCGCAUGCAGCAGCGAGGGUUUAAGUGUGUGACGAUGAAGCAACUCAAAUUGGAGGGCCGCACCUACAACGAAGAGUACGGUCUGGAGAUGAUGAACGAGAUUUUCUACCACACAUUCCCGCGCCUCGUGUCCCAAUUGCAGUUUCCCGAGGGAGAGUGGACGAAGGCCGAACAAGAAGACGAAGCAGAAGUCUUUGUUGAGUCAAUGCUUGAGGAGGAGCUCAAUGAGAGGAGCUUCCAAGCGGUCCAGGAAGCGUUCAUGCCAGAAUUCGGAACCAACUUUCCGAAGAGCCGCAACACCCUCUUUGAUGUCUUCUCCGAGUGGUAUGUGAAGUUCAUGCAUUACGAAUUGGCCUUCCUCUGUCCCAACAUGAACCGAAAAGAGAUCAUGAACAUAGGCGAUGCCCUCGAGGACGCCUUCUGGAAAUACAUGGACGAGCAUCCUCCCAAGGAUGAUGCUUAG
Molecule: messenger RNA, 3117 nt
Organism: Diaporthe amygdali
Lineage: Eukaryota; Fungi; Ascomycota; Sordariomycetes; Diaporthales; Diaporthaceae
Exons: 2
Coding region: 1-3117 (1038 amino acids)
Source: RefSeq, a predicted model, not a curated record